This is a messenger RNA of Seminavis robusta, 2304 nucleotides long. The record is from the annotation of a GenBank genome assembly. Lineage: Eukaryota; Bacillariophyta; Bacillariophyceae; Naviculales; Naviculaceae.
AUGGCAGGGGUGGGAUUGUUGGCAGCAUUAUUGAUCGUCUGGACCGUCAACAAGCAAGCGACAGUGCUGACAAAUACCUCCACAAGAACAACCGAUUCUGCCUGGAAGACAACCACCACCAAACAGAAGAUGUCCCACAAGGUUGUGACUGCCUUUUUGGAUCCUACUAAUUCUUCGUCUGCUUCUCACUUGAUCCGGUCCGAGUUUCCCACGGUGCAAUCCUGUUCCCGAUUGACACUGGACUUUGGAACGGCCGUGGUCAAUUCGUUGUAUAACAAUACUACGACGACCAAGAUUGAUCCCUGGUUGCCCUGGCUCCAUGAUUUCUUCCUGUCCGCCGAUGGUACCCAUGUGGUCUUUGUGGGACAGAAUCGACGCAAUUGCGAUACGGGAAAAGAUCGAAGGGAUGUCAUGCAGUUUUGGGAACCACAAAUUGCCCUCUUUCAACCACUUCCGGUGGUACGAACUGACUAUCGCAAUGGCACGGCGUCUUUUCGAUUGUUUCGGGAAUCACUCGACCCACUUCAUCAACAGACGACACUACUAAGAAACCAAAAUGAUGAUGACGAGAUUCAAAGUCAAGAAAUUGUACCCGAAACCAGAUUUCUCUGUCGCUUUCAUUGGCAGGACGACGACAACGGCAACCAACGUAUGGACGCUUCCUCGUCUUUGUCGCUUUCCAACUAUUUCUUCAACUACGAAUACGUGACAUGGAGAAAGAAAAAGCGCAUGUUCUCCGAAACCGAUCGAAGUGAGUUUUGGAUCUCCCAACUCAUCUUCUACUGUCCUAUUCCUACCAAAUUCCAAUCAUCGGCAACAGCGAGAACCAAAAAACAACAGCUUCUUGUGGAUGUCAUGCCAUUUCGUGUGCCUGCGAGAUCACAAGUGUGGCUGACUCCGGCCAUGGUAGGCAAGGACACGUUCGAUCAAGUCCGGGCCGUUCCGGACAAGCUUUUUGACAUUACCCAUCCAUUAUUAUUUCCAAACAGCAAUCUACCCGCCAUUUCCGAGAGUGGGCGCUGGGCCAAUCUACCAGUCUGUCCCAUUGUAGCAACAACAACCCAAUCCGCACAGACUCAAAAUGCACUGUCAUCCGUCGGCAAGAGCAAAACACCAAAACCGUACCGACUGGUCUUGUGCACUUGGACUUCGGCAUCCUAUCAUCGACGGGGAGAAGAUGAAGAACCACCUGUCCAAGACAAUUCCUUACGGCUCCGUGAGUGGUUGAUCUUCCAUCGUCUCGUGGGCUUUGAUCAUGUCGUAAUUUACGACAAUACACCUGGAAUCGACUCUCCUCAAGAUAGUCCAUUAUACACCCUAAUACAAGAGUUUGAUGAUGAUCCAUCCUUUGUUGUCACCCACCUGCCAUGGCCCGCCGUCAUUUGCAACAAUCAUCGUCCGGGACAUGCUCAUCCCGGAGAUCGCAGUUCACAGUAUGCCGCCGAAGCCAGUUGUCGAGAACGAUUUGGUCCUCUCACGGAUUGGAUGGCCGUUAUCGACACGGACGAAUACCUGACCCCUAUGAAAACUGUAACAACCAACAUGCCGCCAUCAAAUAAUAACGCACAACCAAUCACCUGGAAGCCAAUUAUAGAUGACAUGGAGAGGCGUGAGGUGGCAAUCAUCAAGUUCAGGAGUGGCCGUAGCUAUCCCCGGAUCCAUCUCAUGGAUCCCUUGGAGAAUCAGGGAGCCUGUGGAAACCCUGUCACCGAACGAUUCCUAAAAGAUUUGACGCCACAACCAUGCUUAAUUCCUAGGCGCAACGAGACUUUCUUAAAGGUGUACAAUUGCGACGGGGUCAAACGCCCGAGACCAGAACGAUUUCAACGUGCCAUGAAGCAACUAUACCGGCCUGACUAUGUUCUCAGCCAUUUUGUGCACUAUGCGACGGUGACAAAGUUCACAGCCGACUAUUAUGACCCCCUGCACAAUCCAAUCAACUACUUUGGUGCCAGGAGCGAGAAAUUUGACCCCACCAAGGAGGUCUUUAUAGAUGAGAUAGAAGAAGGAACAUUGAUCCACGCACGAUCCGUACAACCCAAGGAAACCAUGUUUCGCAAUGAAAUUUGUCAACUAAACUACCGCCGCAUGAACUGCUUCUUGGGCUAUGAAUGCCCUGAUUCCUUGGAAUGGAUAGACGAUUUGGGCCGACAAAAGGGGGCAAAAACAAAGAAGAACAUGAACAUGCAUCACGACGACAAGGGCAACUUUUGCUCUUGUUGGGUCAAUCAUCACGUCGAGCAAGUGUGGAUACCUCGGUUGGAGCAGGCAUUGGCACAACACUUGGCCAAGCGAGGGGGGUGA